AUCAACAUGGCAGACUCCAGGGAUGUUACAGGUGGGCCUGGACCACCAGAGCAAUCCCAGAAUAGAUCAAAAGAGAAGAAGCGAAGACAUGGGCAUUCCAGUGGUUCCAGAGUUAACGUCAAAGACGGUGAAAGUGGGUAUUCGGAAAAUCGAGGAAAAACGGAGCGGGUGAAAUCAAAGGAGGCGGGGAGUGAGCCGAUUUCAAAGUGCGAGAAAGCGGUGGAUUCAGUCGGUAGUGGUGAGAAGAAAGGUCGGACUCGGAGGAAUCCUGAGGAGGAGGUGCCAAGGAAUGGGGCGGGUGACUGCACGAGUGGUGAUCAGGAUGUGGACAAUGCUCGCGACGAAACGACUCAGGAACGCGAGAGACUCGGUCGGGAAGCGGAGGCGGACCGACGCACGAAUAUAUCCGCGCAGGGAGAGAUUGAACAGCAGAACAGCGCGGAUCGUAAGGGUGGCAAUAAUCAGACGAAUACGGAACACAGGAAAAAUAAGUCUGAGCCGGACUCGGAAAAUAUUGGCAAAGAGCGUCCUGUAAGCGGACAGACUGCGGCGAGAAAUCAGAAAGAAAAGUUAGUCAAGGAACACACGAGGAGUUAUUCUGAUGGCGGGGCGGUGUUUGUGAGCCCGCGUCGUCAGCGCAGCGAUUCCAACGGACAGCAUAGCGAUCAGGGCAUUUAUGAUAAUGAGCAUGCCGAGGUUGUGUUAUCGCGAUCGCGGUCGCUGAAGUACGAUCGUCAGGGAAGCCGCGCCGAUUUUCCACCGCGGUUACUGGUGGUUUCGAGUAAGAUAAAGAACAUUAUGUCCCUACAGAAUGCCCUACUGCCUCAAGUGACGUUUUUGCAAUAUAAGUUCGAGACAUCGACUUUUGAUGGUUUGAUAGGUUUAAUAGGCCAAUUCCUGCUCAAUAAGAAGUUUCACAGUGUUGCCUUAGUUCUCCAUGGCCCGGUGGGCGUGAUACAGUUGUGUGGGAAAGAGGAAAAGCCACUCAAUAAAGAUACCGUCCUUGACCACGCAGGUAUUCGUGGCUUCUUCUCCAAACUCUUCAGUCUCCAUGGCAAUAAGGAGGCAGCGAACCUCCGCCUCGACUUCUUGGCAUGUAACGCCGCUCAGGGACAAGAUGGCGGACAGGGCAUCGUCAAGGAGCUGGAGGCUCUGCUGGGGGUGUCGGUUGGUUUGUCUCGAGACAUUGUCGGAGCAGAGCUGGUCAAAGACCCGUCCUCAAAAAGUACGGUUGGGGAGCUCUACUUCCGUCUUGAGUGUCUCCGUGGAUGGAGUGGACAUUACCAGCAGUCAAUGGCCGGCUUUGAGAAGAUCAGAACCGUUGGGAAAGGGGCAUAUGGUGCGGCCGUCCUCUACCGGAAACGUGACGACGACUCCCUGGUCAUACUCAAAGAAAUCAACAUGCACGAUUUGAAUGCAGCAGAGAGACAACUUGCUCUUAACGAGGACGCUAGCUCAAUACCUCUCUCAUAG
Lineus longissimus is the source of this 1473-nucleotide messenger RNA. RefSeq lists its product as uncharacterized. NCBI's taxonomy places the organism in Eukaryota, Metazoa, Nemertea, Pilidiophora, Heteronemertea, Lineidae. Gene Ontology annotation, molecular function: ATP binding. The transcript is spliced from 7 exons. The record is from RefSeq and is a predicted model, not a curated record. The coding region runs from base 7 to 1473 and encodes 488 amino acids.